AAAAAAUCAAGUAUUUAAUUAGAAAUGUCAAGCCCUAAGCUUACUGAAAGCCCAGGCUUAAAUGAAUUUUAAGAAAGUUUACAAGGUGAUACAUUUAUUGUUAGCGAUAAACAAAUUAUAAGUAGAGAAAAUAUUGAUGAACUUAAGCAGAGUGAUAUUGAAAGCUGUGAAUAAAAAAUAGAAGAUGAAUCAAUUGAUUAUAUGUAGGAAGAAGAGUUUUUGUGUGAUGAUCUAGAUGAUUUUGAAACUGAUAUGUAGGAUAUCGAUGGAGAGUAAUAUUUAGAGGAACAAGCUUUAGAAUCUUAUUUUUACUCAUUAAAGAAGAGAGUACUCACUAUUUUAUAUAAAAACUACUAAACUAAGCAGCUGCAAAAGCAAUCUCUACACUAAAUUUUGUUGAGAUUUUAGGCCAAAAAUUAUUUUCUGCAAUGGAAUGAGCUUUCGCUUCAAAUAUCAAAGGAAACUUAAUUGCAAGAAAACAAUAUAUAAAAUGGAUAAGAAAUUAUGUUAAGCAAAAAUAGUUUUGACUAAUAAAAAGGCUAUAUGAGCACAAAUAUGGAGGAAUUUUAAACAGAUUGCUAUAAUCAUCAAUAAAAAGAAACUGAUUGCUUAAGUAAUACUUAUAAAAAUAAAUAAGAAGUAGAAAAUGUUCAAAAAACAAAGGAAAAUAGUGAGUCUUUUAAAAUUGAAACUCAAAACGAAUCUUAAAGAUCAUCAAAAAUAGAUAAAACAGAAUAUAAUUAUGAAGAUUUUUAAAAUUCAAAUAUGAAAUCUUUUGAUUAAAUAAACGAGAAAAUAUUUUUUGGAAAUUAGUCUGAAGACAUCAAUGCUCUCAAGGAUGAAAAUUAAGUGUUUGAAUAAAAAGAAUUUGAAAUUAAAACUCAAAGUGCGAAUCAAAUAAAUCAAUUUUAUAUAGAUGAUGUUUAAUUUAUUGAUUAAGAGUAAUUUGAUGAAAGAGUAGAUGGAUCUUCUAACUACAGCUCAAUUAAUUGUGGAAGUUCAUAAAAUAAAGAAAAUGGUCAACAUAAAACUUAGACUUACUAACAUCUAAAUGUUUUUUAGUAAAAAAGUGAAAAUUAAAAAAAUUAAAAUACUGAAUAAAGCAGUACAGACAGAAGCGAAAGAAAUGUAGUCUAAAAAUCAUAUAUCUAAAAUACUGCUUGCAAUUCAUAAUAUCUCAGGAAAGAUGAUCAAUAAUCUAAAGUUUUAAAUACUGAGCAUUAAUCCUAAUUUGUUUACAAAGAUUAAGCUACGUAAAAGGUCAUAUUAGAAUAGGCAUAGCCAAACACUACAAUUUAUUAGCCAAAAUAAAAUAACUAGAAUGAACUUUAAGUCGAGCAAAGUAUUUAUGAUGAAAGAUCUUUUGACACACUCUCCACAUAAAAGCUAAGUCAAUCAGGUAUCUAAAAUAAAUUUAGCAACAACAAGGAGUCUGACAAGACCCAUAUUUGUUAGCCUUAAAAGAACUAAGACUUUAUAGAUUCUUAUCGCAAAUAAUCUUCAGUAAAAUUGUAUAAUCUGACUAUUGGUAACAAUUUUAAUACUUUAAAUAACACCCAGAUUUUAAGAGAUAAUGAAAUCUAAGAGAGGGUUUAGGAUCAAUAAAUUGAUUAAAAUAUAAUUUAAAUAGCCCAGCCUACUUUUUAAAACUUUAUAAACUAGAAAGAAGAAGCUAAAAAAUAAUUAAAUAAAAAUCAAUCAGCUCAUCUUGCAUAGUAGCAUAGUGUUUCAACCAAUGAAAUAGAAACUGAUAUUCUUAAUUUUGAGAAAUCUUUAUUGAAUCCUUAAAUAUUAAAAGAUGAAGGCUAAAGUAAAUCAUAGACUGAAUAUGAAAAUUCUUUAAAUUAAUAAUAAAGCUGUUAAAUUUCAGAGAGGAAUAAAUAGAUAAAUAUAGAUUUAAGAUAGCUUAAAUCGCUGGAAGAUGAAGAUUAAUUAGCUUUUGAGAAAGAAAAUUACUUUACCCAUAGAAAAAAUGACAACGAUCAUGACAAACGACUGUCUUAGAUCGAAGCAUUUUCUAUUUCUAAAAACAUUGAGUUAACUCCAGUUUAGUAAUAAAUGAUACUCUCUUCUCACAGAAAUAACAUUAAAAGCCAUAAUACUUAAUCUAUCUCAUAGGAACUUGAAGAAGAACAAGAAUAAGCUGUAGAUGACUUAGCUCAUGAAGUUGCUUUCUACAUAUUUGGCAAAAAGUUAUUUAAAAAGCUUAGACUAGCUUAUAAAACAACAAGGACUUUAGAUAGACCCCAAAGUUCUCGUUGCGUAAGACACUUAACUUAAUAUAGCAGCAAUGAAUAGCUAAGGAUUUAAUAAGUGAAGAUAGAGACUAUGAGAAAAUGCUUUGAUAUGCUUAAAUAGCUAAAAGACAUCAAUAAAAAAAAGAAAGAAAUUUAAUAAAGACUUUUUAAUUACUAUGAAGUGAGGUAUAUUCGCCGUCCGUUAAAAAUUUGGUACCAAAAUAAUAAAAUAUGGUUAGCUCAAAAAGUAAGCUUCACAAUAAUUAGCUAAACUAUGCUCAAGCUUUAAAUUUGUGAGGCAUUUAAAAAAAUAAAGAAAUACAGCCUGAAUAAAAAGAGAGAAGAUACAAUAAAUAAUCUUCUGAAAUACUAUGAAAGGGCUCCUUCUCCUUAUCUUUCGAAAAGCACAACUCUUGAAAAAAAAAUAUAAACAAUAAAUAAAACUAGCCAGAAUUAAAAUGAGAAAGGACUCUCUCAAAUAGAAUAAAAUAAAUCUUAGCUAAAUAGCAAAAAACAUUUUCAAUCAUUUGAAGAAUUAGAUAAAGAAAAUAACUCGAUUUUAUGUAAUAUGAACACUCAUUCAUCAUAAGUUGAAGAUCCUUUUGUCUAUUCGAGAAAAGAUUCAAAAAAUCUAAGCAUGAAUAAUGUUACCUCAAGCAACAAAAGACUUUAUUAGCAUUGUUAAAAAAAUGAAGAAAUAUUAAAAAACUAACCUAAUUAGAAUUCAAACUCUUCCUACCCAAUCUAAUUGAAGCAAGAGAUAUAGGCGACAACAGCAGCUACUAAUAUUUAUCAGAAGAAACAAGCUGAUGAAUCUCAAUACUAAAAAUAACCUAAUUUGAACUUCAGCAUUCAGAAUAAAAAUUAGCAAUAGAGUGAAUAAUUUUCAACAGAAGGAGAGUAAAAUUUAUAGAUUUGUAAAAAAGUUAGGAACUUGAGAAAUUAUUAAUCAAUUCAAAUUUAUGAAUAUGGAAUCAAUAAUUCUACAGAAGCCAGUGAUCAUGACUUGAAUAACUACAAUUCGAAGGUAUCAUUAUUUGAAUUAAAUACCAAAACAAAGAACUCAAUAUCUUAGAAUACAGAUAUUUCAGGAAUUAUUAGUGAUAAAUCUUCUAUGGUUUAUAAUUGCUCCAGAAAUGCUCCAUUUAAUUCAGGUUAAAGCUGCAUUCCUACCUCUGCUAAAUCUAAUCACCAGAACCUAUUAAAAACAAACGAAGAAGUUGUGAAUACGCAUAAAGAGGGAAAUUUAAAAAAUUUAGAUUAUAAAUUCGAAUAAGAGAUUUCAACUUCAAAAUUUAAUAAAUAAUAUGAAGAACCUCCUGAUUAAAAUUCUUCAUUAAAAAAUUCAUUCAUUUUUGAAAAUAAAAAUAAUUUAAAAAGUACUUUUUCCUAAAUUAAUCAAAUCUACUCAAAAAAUGAAAUACAGUCUGAUAGAUAAAAAAGUUAAAACUACCUUUUUGAUUAAAAUACAAAUUGUAUGACUUAAAAGCCUACACUUCUCCAUAAAGGUUCCUCUAAAUAAUUUGAAAAUAGAGCACUUUCCCAAAGAAAUAAUUUAAAUGAUUUAAAUAUUCAAUAAGAAGCAACUGACUUUAUUUGUAAUUAAAAAAGUAAAUUUUAAGAAAUAUAUUAACCUCCUCCCCACUAAAAUGAAAGUUAUUAGAAAAUCAACCUCACCCCAAAGAGGAAUUAACAAAAUUAUAAUUUCUCAAAUAUUUAAAAUGUUAAUAGCUAAAACCAAAGCAAUUCAAAUACAAUAAAAAAUUAAAAUGCAUUUACGUUUACACAUAGUUAAAUUAAAAAUUCGCUCAGCGUUUCAACUCAGCAAACUAAUUACGAAGAAAGAGAUAAAUUUUAAAUUAAUUCAAAAGAGUAUUAAUAAUAACUUUUAUCAAACAUAACAAAUAACUCGUCUUACUAAUUAAAAGAAGCUGGAAAAAUUAAAAAAAAUUCAUUUAAUAAAUCCUUUAUUGAGGAUAAAGAAUAAUUAGAUCAAAUUGAUUCUUAAGAACUGAAUAUAAAAAUUUAAACUAAUCAAAAAUAAAACUAAAUAUCAGCUAAUACAUUUGAUCGUAAUACUUUGAGCAAUCGAGGUAAACAUAGCUACAGCUUUAGUUAAAAUCUAAAUAGUUUCUCUAACUAGGAUAAUUACACAAUUAGCAAUAAACCAAGUAAUUUAAAUAACGAUUCUAAUGGAUUGAUUUCUUUUGUCAAUCGUAACAGAAGCAGUAGUAGAAUUAAUCAAUAGCUUGAAUAAUAAGCAGAGGCGUUUAACUCUAAAAAGUUGAAUUCAAGUAGAAAUUUAUAAAAUAAUUUAACAGAAAAGCAAAAUCAAUCUUGCAAUGAUCAAAUGCUAUGCAGUAGUAAAAUAGAUGGCUAGAAUUUAUUUUUAAAGUACUAGUAAGGUUAAAAUAAUUAAAAUGUACAUGAGAUCUAGUAAUUUAAAAUUUAACAUGAUAGACAAAUAAAUAACAAUCCUCUAAAACCUCCUCUUUAACAUUAUUAACAAAAAACUGAUAGAUCUAGCGAUAGCAUGACUGUAGAAAUCAAACCUUAAAACUAAUUAAAUAUUUAGUAACAGGUUAAUAAAAUGGCAAAGAUAGAAUAAAAUAUUCACCACAAAUCAUAAAAUUUCUAGAAAGACUCAAAAAAUGGAGAUCUAAAUACAUUAAAUUCCUCUUUUAGAUCUAAUUCAAAAACUAAUUACAACCCUCAUUUUAUUGAAAGUAAUUAAAUUGUGACUUUAAAAUAAAAAGUAGAUAUUACUCCUUAAAGAAGAGUUUAAUAAGAUGAAAGCUGCAACUAGAUUAAUUUAUCUCUACAUCAAAAUAAAGAAUCAGAAUAAUAUAAAACUACUAUUAAAUAUUCGGCAUAUUAGAAUUAACCAGAUGAUUAAGUAAAUUAGUAAGAGUUUCAGCACUUAGAGACUAUCCAUUACAAUUUACCUUAGAAUUACCUUAGUCAUUUAAAAAAUAAAUAAUUUUCACAGAGGAUAUAAGAGACAGCAAAAUAAAUUGAAAUAGGAAAGCUGCCAAUAACUUAGUAAAAGCAAGAAAAAAUUAACUAAUUAUAAUAAUACCAAUAUUUUAAAUAAAUCUAAUAAUAAAAAAGCCAAUAAUAAUAAUAAUAUUCAAAUAAACAACUCAGCAAUAGUUCAUCAGUUAAUAAUAGUUUUUCAAGAAAUGCAUAAAAGCAAUAAAAUCAGAAAAAUAGCAAUAAAAAUGAUUCAAUAAAUGCAUCACAAGAAAGAAGCAAAAAAAAAGAUUUAACUGGUGUCGGUUAAAGCAUUUAAAAUAUUUUAUACUUCGAAGCCAAGAUAAGAAGUAAAAGACUUGCUAGGAGCCAGGAAAGAUCUAAAAAUGACUCGAUCGAGCUUUGCAAAAAACUUGAAAAUCUUGAAUAGUAUAUUGAAUAAAUAAAUUUUGAGUUAAAAUAAGAAAAAGAAAAAAAAUCACUCUUGCUUGAAGAGAAUGCUUAGCUUAUUAACUAAUAAGAAUAAUAUUGA
Molecule: messenger RNA, 5742 nt
Organism: Tetrahymena thermophila SB210
Lineage: Eukaryota; Ciliophora; Oligohymenophorea; Hymenostomatida; Tetrahymenidae
Exons: 4
Source: RefSeq, a predicted model, not a curated record